Messenger RNA from Salvia splendens (bonfire salvia), 1407 nucleotides. RefSeq lists its product as uncharacterized. The transcript is spliced from 7 exons. NCBI's taxonomy places the organism in Eukaryota, Viridiplantae, Streptophyta, Magnoliopsida, Lamiales, Lamiaceae. Bases 215 to 1168 code for a protein of 317 amino acids. The record is from RefSeq and is a predicted model, not a curated record.
AGGGUUCAAUUUCAGUAAUAAAACAUCGACUCACUGUAAAAAGAUAAAAGAGUGGAGAGGAAAAAGCAAUCGAAUAAGGUUCCAUUGAUUCGAUCCAUCCGCUCUAAAUUCCCAAGCUUCUUCCUCUUUGUGCUGGGAAAACGUAAUCAUACACAUUGCAUUAUACAUAUAGAGAGAGUGAGGAUGAUGGUAUGGAUGAGAAGCUGAAAGGGAGAUGGCGAGAGGAGAGUGUUCUUACAAGAGAACGACUUUGGUUGUUUGUUCUGUGAACAUUGUUGUUGCUCUCUAUGUGCUCCACUCUCUCUACGCUUCUGUUUACAACUACUCCUUCGCUGACACUCACACCAUAUUUAAAUACAAUGCAAAUCAGAUUAGCAAAAUGGAAGAGUCGAAUCGAAUACGAAAAGCAGCAGAACCCACAGAACUUAUUCGAUUGAUCUCACAGCUAAAGGAAAAAUUUGCAAGUGAAGAAAGAGUUGAAGAAUUGCCCCACGGUUUGACAAAAAAGCUGAUACAUGAGAUCCUAGAUAGGUUCAGAAGCUUAGAUGCUGCUGCCAAUGGGACGGAGCAACGAGAUGCAAUAGAAUCCUGGCGCAAACAAAGAUUAAAAGAAGCUAAAAAACUUAUUCGUGGGAAAAUGUUAAACACAACAAUUUUACCUGAGGAAGCCGGCGCUGUUUUAAGAGCUUUAGGUUCUGGUUGGUCUGAGAUGUCAGAAGAGAUUGGUCUAUGGAUACCGGUACCAAUUAUUAACAAGGAACACGACGACAAACCUGAGGGUGAACAAGAGUCCGAUGAAGAAGUCCUACCUGGCCGAAAACUACCUCCUGAAUGCAAUGCUGAACUACAUAGUGAUUAUGAUGGUGCUGCUGUCAGAUGGGGACUUACUCACCAUAAAGAUUCUGCUUACGAGUGUUGUAUGUCGUGUUUGGAUCAAGCCAGACGUGCCAAACCCGGUGACAAGAAAUGCAAUAUAUGGGUUUAUUGCCCAUCGGAGACAGGGUGCUACUCUCCAGACAUUUACGAACAUAAAAAUGGCGAGUGCUGGCUAAAAUACUCGGAAACACCAAGACUGAACUUUAAAGACAAGUAUCCAGAAUCGUACCGAGAUGCACACCCGAAUGCUCCGGUUGUUGUGCCGUGGGUAUCCGGUGUCGUCGCCAUGUGAGUUGUUUUGCAAGCAUCAAGUAUCUAUACCUGCAGAGUUGGAGGGAGCUGUGUCAAUUUGUCUGCAAAGGCAGUGGAAUUUGGUUCAGUUCUUUUAGAAGUUAGCUUGAUUCUGUUGGUUUGUUCUUGUCAAUGUACUUGAAAAUUUUCUCUGGCAAUAAUUGUCACAAGUAGCUUAAACUAAUAUACAUGUAUAUGGACACUUCAUUCCAAUGAUACUGUUGAUUUAUUACAUCAUUA